This is a messenger RNA of Phanerochaete carnosa HHB-10118-sp, 2385 nucleotides long. RefSeq lists its product as uncharacterized. The record is from RefSeq and is a predicted model, not a curated record. NCBI's taxonomy places the organism in Eukaryota, Fungi, Basidiomycota, Agaricomycetes, Polyporales, Phanerochaetaceae. Gene Ontology annotation, cellular component: ubiquitin ligase complex; cytosol; endoplasmic reticulum. Gene Ontology annotation, biological process: positive regulation of proteasomal ubiquitin-dependent protein catabolic process; negative regulation of protein phosphorylation; autophagy of mitochondrion. Gene Ontology annotation, molecular function: ubiquitin protein ligase activity; zinc ion binding; ubiquitin conjugating enzyme binding. The coding region runs from base 441 to 1919 and encodes 492 amino acids. The transcript has 3 exons.
AUGACUUCGCUUUCGUCGCGAUUGCGAGCAAUGUCGUCCCGCGACUCGCAAGCCUUCCUCCUCUGCGCGGCGUCAUUCCGCGCUUUGUUCCAUUCAAGAACAGUCUCGCGGAUGAUGGAUCGGGUACGAGCGCGUUCGGUAGGACGGUAUCUGUCCAAGUUGUUCGGAAACAGUGGGAUCCUGCCACUCCUUUGGAUCCCCUCCGACGCCACCUAGAGUCUCGUCCUGGGUGCAGAGCCCCUCGCAGCGUGCGAUGCGAGACCUCAUCAGCCGGAAACGACACCCGCGCGACUUUCUACGCCGAGUUCGAUACGUGGGACAACGCUCGUGCAUACAGAGAUUCCCUGCGUACCGAGCGAGACUUCCGUUACUCCGGACUUUCGUACACGUACAGUCGCCUCUUCCUUCCCUCCAAGUACACCUACCCGGUCUUCAUCCCUAUGACACAGUACAAUGUGCAGAAGGCCCAGUGGGACGAGCUCACCGGGACUUGCAAGCGGGAGAGCUGCGACCUCAAGGUACGCAACAUGCCAGACGGUAGGGUCAGGCUCAACGUACAUGGCGACGACCUCGAGAAGGUCGGCCUCCUGAAAGUCCGCGCGGAGCAGCUAGCUCGGGGAACGACGUUCAGCAUGUGGAACCGCCGCCUCUUCGAUUCUGCCACUGCCCAGAAGCUGACGGAUGACCUGCGCGACGCUACUGGUGCGCUCGUGAUGGUCGACAAGCGCAUUAAGGGUCUCCGUGCGUACGGUCCUGCACGUGCGGUUGAGCGGGCCCGCGAGCAGCUCGAGUUUUAUGCGGAGGAGUUGGCACGAAAGGAGUAUAUGAAAGAGCUCACAGCGCAGCGGACCAUCCAGUUCUUCACCGAGAUUGGGUACCCACAACUGAAGGAGACGUACGGCGACGACGCCGUCAUGCUCGAUCUCGUCUCGCAGCCGAGGAAGAUCACGGUCACCGGAGACGAGGAGAUUCGGCACCGGCUCGACAGACUCUUUGCAGACUCUUUUGGAGACUGGAGUAGCACCAAGGCCGUAUCUGACAACGAGCACACCUGCCCUAUCUGUAUGUCUCCGGCAACGGCUCCAAGCGCACUCGGAUGCGGGCAUGUCUACUGCACUGAGUGUCUCACCCACUUCGUCCGAAGCGCGCUCGAGUCGAACGCGUUCCCUCUCCGUUGCUCCGGCGACGAAGGCCAGUGUGGUGCGCCACUCCUGCUCGAGGCCGCGUUUCAUGCACACAUCGAACAGAACCCAAACAUCCUUCGACCGUGCAAGACGCCAGGGUGCGCACAGCUCUACUCGCGUAGCACGCGUGAGGACGGUUCUGCGACCGUCAAGUGCCCCGCGUGCUUCUCGAGCGCGUGCGCCGCCUGCGGCAACAACGCGCAUGGCGGCCGGACCUGCGCGGCGGCCGCGCGCGACCCGAGCGAGGACUACAUUAAUAGCCACACGUCGGGCAUCCGGCGCUGUCCGCGGUGCCAGACGCCAAUCUUCAAGGACGGUGGGUGCCAGCACAUCUCGUGCCGCUGCGGCGUGCACAUCUGCUGGCGCUGCCUCGCCACGUUUAGCACCGAUAGGGAGUGCUACACGCACAUGAGCAGCGCGCACGGCGGCAUCUACGAGCAGGAAAUGGACAUUGCAGAGCGCCGUGGGCACGUCGAGCCUGCGAUCCCCGCGGAGUUCAUCGCGGAAGACAGGCUCGCCCGGUUACAGGCAAGAGAGAUCGAGGCCGUUCGACCACGGGGCGUCGCCGCCGAAUUACAGCGACAACGGCAGCAGCUAGCGGACAGACGAUAUCAAGAAGACGCCGAGGUUCAGCGCAGACUCAGGCAACUCGACGCGACGCGCAGGGAACGAGAGCGCGCAGAGGCUGAGCGUGCCCGGCAGCAGCAGCGUGGAGGAUGGUGCGUUGUGAUGUGACCGAAGUAACAGCCGUGGCCCCACUUUGGGGAAACUGUAUGCCUGCGCAAUUACAGACCGUACAAUCCAUCACGUACUCUAGCAUGGCCAAAUGUGUAAAUACGAGAAUAAUAUCAGCUAGAUUCUCCUACAUCCCAUGGGGCAUUUCGGGAACGCAUUCGAAGCGAAAUAACAAACUGGGACUCUACUGAAACGUCACAAGAUUUAGCACCCCCGGGUAACGAGCAAAUUGGUCCUCAAAGCGCUUCCGCUGGGAGUCUGAUGCCUCCAGAAAGACGAGUCUCUCUACUCCACUAUUGUGCACCAUGCGCACCCACCAGUCAUCGCGCGCAGAGAGGAAGGUGACAGGAAAGUCAGAGAAUGUCAGCUUUCGCAAGGAGCGCGAGCCAGUAAUGGCAUCCUUCACGUCUUUGGCGACGCUUGCGUACUGCAGGAAGUGGAUCGAUUCCUGUGCUAUGAAUGCAUU